Molecule: messenger RNA, 437 nt
Organism: Pseudogymnoascus verrucosus
Lineage: Eukaryota; Fungi; Ascomycota; Leotiomycetes; Thelebolales; Thelebolaceae
Exons: 2
Coding region: 234-437 (67 amino acids)
Source: RefSeq, a predicted model, not a curated record
UUAUUCCCCAUUAAGACUCUCAACUCGCGCAUUCUCCCAUUCCCACGCUGAGAAGUGCAUAUAACCCCCUCCUCUACGCCUCCCCUCCCUCUCUCUUCUCCAUUUACAAAACACAUCUCCACACGCACAUCUCAAAUUGCAACACAACCUCAAACCAAACCCAGACGCAAAACUCAAACUAAAAACACACCACCAACCAACCAACCAACUAAAACCACCAACAACCCACAAAAAUGUCCUGUCCCAGCUGUCCCGGCGGCGGAGGCGACUGCGGCGGAUACCCCGGCGGCGGCUAUCCCGGAUACGGCUACCCCGGCAGCAGCAGCAACGGAGGCGGCGGCUACCCCCCUCAAGCGCCAUACACGGGUGCGUCUCCCAAUAUGGGCGGGAACACGGGAGUGCCUUAUACGGGGAUGAAUGGCGGAGGGUGGGGAUAG